Molecule: messenger RNA, 2058 nt
Organism: Momordica charantia (bitter melon)
Lineage: Eukaryota; Viridiplantae; Streptophyta; Magnoliopsida; Cucurbitales; Cucurbitaceae
Product: protein DETOXIFICATION 40
Biological process (GO): xenobiotic detoxification by transmembrane export across the plasma membrane
Cellular component (GO): membrane
Molecular function (GO): antiporter activity; xenobiotic transmembrane transporter activity
Source: RefSeq, a predicted model, not a curated record
AGAUUUUUCAUUUAUUUACGAAAGAGGAACAUCUCACGUUGAAAAGAAAUGAAUCUUAUACAUGSACUACUCYCCUCGUUGYCAAUUGAUUUUGAGAUGGAAUCUGAACCAACCAUCGACAUCCACGUUUAUUUAAUAAUUGGGAGGUGAUAAAUGAAGCUCCAACCAUCUUCUCUUUUGCUUCUGCAGAGGUCAAGACGAAGACAAUAGAGAUUGAGAGAGAGAAUAUGGAAUCUGCUGCUCACACUCACAGUCACAACGAUAUUCAUGAGUCACUGUUGCAUCCAACGCCGCCGUCCUCCGACAAGCAGGAGCCGAGCCCCAGCGGCGAGGCGCUGGAGAUGAUAUUAUCAGAUACCCAGUUGGCUUACGUGGACCGAAUAGGUAAGGCCACGUGGAUCGAGCUGAAGCUUCUGUCCCACCUGGCAGUUCCGGCGGUGUUCGUGUACAUGGUCAACAAUAUGAUGUCCAUGUCCACCCGCAUCUUCUCCGGCCACCUCGGCAACCUUGAGCUCGCCGCCGCUUCCCUCGGCAACAGUGGCAUCCAAGUUUUUGCUUACGGUCUCAUGUUGGGCAUGGGCAGCGCGGUGGAGACAUUAUGCGGGCAAGCAUACGGCGCCAAGAAAUUCGAAAUGCUGGGCAUCUAUUUACAAAGAUCAACGAUUUUACUAACCUUAGUGGGCUUCCUCUUAACCCUCCUCUACAUCUUCUCGGAGCCCAUCCUUUUGUUCCUCGGCGAAUCCCCCAAAAUCGCUUCCUCCGCCGCGGUUUUCGUGUACGGUCUGAUCCCCCAAAUCUUCGCGUACGCCGUGAACUUCCCAAUCCAGAAGUUUCUCCAGGCGCAGAGCAUCGUGUAUCCGAGCGCGUUCAUAUCGGCGGCGACGUUGGUGGUCCACUUGGCGCUCAGUUGGGUGGCGGCCUACAAAUUGGGGCUGGGAUUGAUCGGAGCGUCGUCGGUGCUGAGCCUGUCGUGGUGGAUAAUCGUGGCGGCGCAAUUCGUGUAUAUAGUGAAGAGCGACAAGUGUAGGGCGACGUGGAGGGGGUUCAGCGCUCAGGCAUUCACCGGCUUGCCGGAGUUCUUUAGGCUGUCGGCGGCGUCGGCGAUUAUGCUUUGUUUGGAGACGUGGUAUUUCCAGAUUCUGGUUCUCGUCGCCGGCCUUCUCGAAAACCCUGAGCUCGCUCUCAGUUCCCUCUCUGUCUGUACCACCAUUAAUGGUCUGGCAUUCAUGAUUUCUGUGGGCUUCAACGCAGCUGCAAGUGUGAGAGUGGGAAACGAGCUGGGAGUUGGGCAUCCAAAAUCGGCAGCAUUUUCGGUGGUGGUGGUGACCGUAAUUUCGUUCAUGAUAUCCAUAUUUAUCGCUUCAACGGUACUCGCGUUCCGCAACGUCAUCAGCUAUGUCUUCACCGAAGCCGCCGCCGUCUCUGAUCUCUGUCCUUUUCUUGCUCUCACUCUUCUCCUCAAUGGAAUUCAGCCUGUUUUAUCCGGCGUGGCCGUGGGGUGCGGAUGGCAAGCUUUUGUUGCGUACGUGAACGUGGGCUGCUAUUACGUGCUCGGACUGCCUUUGGGAGCCCUCCUCGGCUUCCACUUUAAAUUAGGAGCUAAGGGCAUAUGGUUGGGGAUGCUUAGUGGUACAGCCAUGCAAACGUUCAUUUUGGUGUGGGUGACGUUUCGUGCCGAUUGGAACAAAGAGGUGGAAGAAGCGAUGAAAAGAUUAAACAAGUGGGAUCACAUGAACAAGACUCUUUCAAACGAUAAAAGUUGAAGAAUUGAAGUAGCAAGUUUAUGCAAUAACCUCUCAAGGAAACGAGCAUUUUGGUGAUGCGAAUAACUUGGCCAUAUAUAUAAUGAGCGUUCUCGAUACACAAGUUUGUUCAAUGAUGAUGUAUAAUGAUAAGAUAAUGGUACUCUCGUAUCCCAAGUAUCUCCACAAUURUACGAUAUUGUAUACUUGAGGUAUAGUGUUCACUGAUUUGCUUUUGGUUUGACCAAAAAGACCUCAUACCAAUGRAGAUAAUUGUCUCUCUUAUACCCCAUAAAUUACUCUCUUCCUUGACCAA